AUGGCUGAGGUUCAAAUUCAAGAAGAGGAAUUCAUUAAUCCUGAUAUUGAGGUAUUUAUAUCUUUCUUUGAAAAUCUUAAUAUAGAUUGUGAAUAUGACAUUUAUAAUGAGUACACAAGUGAGAAUUAUGGAAACAUCGAUGUCAGUUUGAGUUUGGAGGAACCCAUAAGCCAUGGUCAAACAUUAACACAGGAAGAAAUAGAAACAGAAACAUUAACACAGGAAGAAACAGAAAUAGAAACAUUAAGACAGCAACCAGUAGGUAGUAAGAGGGAACUACCAGUUCAGACCAGAAAGUUAAUUGUACAACAGUUAACUAGUUUGUCUACAGAAUCAGAUAGACGUUUGCCACGGGGUACAAUUAAAACAAUUGCAAUGCAACAUAACACAUCAAGGUGGACAAUAGCAAGGCUGUGGGAAUUAGCCAAAACAUCAAUGCAAAAUGGCAUUGUAAUUGAUGUUAAUAGUAGAAAAAGGGGAAGAGUUGGUAGGAAACCAAAAGUUUUUGACAUGAAUUUGCUGAAUGUUGUUCCGAUUGAAAAGAGGACCACAAUUAGAGCAAUGGCCUCUGCAUUAGGCAUUGGUCAUUCACAAGUUUAUAGAAUGAUAAAAUCCGGUAUUAUUAGAGCACAUACGAAUUCUAUUAAACCAAAACUUUCUCAUGACCACAAAAUGAGAAGAAUCAACUUCAUUUUAUCCCAAAUAAUACCACCCACUGUAGACAACAUACCAAAAUUCGGACUUAUGUAUAAUGUUGUGCACAUAGAUGAAAAAUGGUUCUAUAUGAGUAGGGCAACACAAAGGUAUUAUUUAUUUCCUUGGGAAGAGGAGGAACCAUAUAGAUGUGUGCAAAAUAAAAAUUUCAUAGGCAAAGUGAUGUUUAUAGCAGCUGUUGCAAGACCUCACAUUAAUUCUACAGGUGAAGUGUUGUGGGAUGGGAAAAUACGAAUUUUUCCGUUUACAGAAACUUAUUAUGCAGUGAGGAGGUCAGAAAACAGACCAGCGUGUACAGCAACAUUACGAGCAAUAACAAGAGUUACACGCGACAUUCUACGAGACAAACUAAUCACUGAAGUGCUACCAGCAAUAAGAUCAAAAUGGCCAGCAAAUGGGGUGAAAGAUAUAUGGAUUCAACAAGAUAACGCCAAGCCACAUAUUUUAAUAAAUGAUCAUGCAUUCAAUGAAGAAGCAAGGAAAGACGGAUUUAACAUAAGACUUGUUUGUCAACCAGCCUCUAGUCCAGAUAUGAACAUCUUGGACUUGGGAAUGUUUAGUGCUCUGCAAUCAAUUCAAUUCAAGUCAUUUCCCAAAGACCUCAAUGAUCUGAUAAAGGCGGUGAAUGAUGCGUAUGACACUUUUGAACCAAAGCUUUUAAACUACACUUGGAUACAAUAUCAACUAUGCAUGAUAGAGGUACUAAAAGCUAAAGGCGGUAAUAACUAUAAGAAUCCACACAUUGGAAAACAGAGACUGGACAGGCUGGGUCUGCUGCCCAGGCAAUUAGAAAUUCCACAAGAACUAAUUGAUGCAGCACGCCAAUUUUUAUCUCAUGGUAUAAUUAAUCUCAAUGAUCUUCCGCAAGAUGAUUGA
Messenger RNA from Amaranthus tricolor (Joseph's coat), 1590 nucleotides. RefSeq lists its product as uncharacterized. The record is from RefSeq and is a predicted model, not a curated record. The transcript has a single exon. Bases 1 to 1590 code for a protein of 529 amino acids. Gene Ontology annotation, molecular function: nucleic acid binding. Lineage: Eukaryota; Viridiplantae; Streptophyta; Magnoliopsida; Caryophyllales; Amaranthaceae.